AUUUUGGAUAUUCUGCAAUAUUCAACUAUUCCCAAUAUGCCACACACUGGACAAGCGGGCGUUAAUCAACUCGGAGGGGUUUUUGUCAACGGCAGACCUUUACCAGACUGUGUAAGAAGAAGAAUUGUCGAAUUGGCAUUACUGGGAGUGAGACCAUGUGAUAUUUCAAGGCAACUUUUAGUAUCACACGGUUGCGUUUCUAAAAUUUUAACUAGAUUUUAUGAAACUGGAUCGAUUAGGCCGGGAUCCAUUGGAGGCUCCAAAACUAAGCAAGUAGCUACUCCAACAGUUGUCAAAAAAAUUCUGCGAUUCAAACAAGAAAAUCCCGGAAUGUUUGCAUGGGAAAUACGAGAACAACUUAUAUCCCAAAGGAUAUGCGAACCCCACAAUAUCCCGUCAGUUAGUUCAGUAAAUCGCAUUUUGAGGAACAGCGGCGUUUGGCCGGAUCCUUCAUCGGAUAUGUUACAUCAUAGAGUCACUCAUCCUUCAGAUAUAGGAAGCGAAAUUUACUCCAAAGCCGUAUCACCUACUGCAACACCAAUACCUUAUUAUCCCACCCUAAACGACCCUUCUUUAACAACAACCAACCGAUACUCCUCCCUUCAACGCCAAUUACACAUAGCCACCACCUCUCCUUUAGAUAUUUCUCCUUCAACUAACUGGUCGAAUCUGAUUGUUCCUUAUCAAACUUCUACAACCAAAGAAACUUCUCCUUACGUGGAUGAAAACAGAAAGGAUAUUUCCGCGACGGACACAGAACAAAGAGAACCGAAAAAGAAAAACCCUUAUUCGAUAGAGGAGCUAUUGAAGAAACCUGUCACGAGGGUGAAACCUUUUAAUUUUAGUUGUACUGGAGUUCAUCAACCUUAUGGGGGAUUAGUUCAUAAUGAAGAAAUUAAUGUUUAUCAUAGUGAAAGUGAUAGUGAACAAGAACAAGAUAUUAAAAUAGAGGUAGUUUAA
Diorhabda sublineata is the source of this 960-nucleotide messenger RNA. RefSeq names its product paired box protein Pax-2a. The transcript is spliced from 5 exons. Gene Ontology annotation, biological process: regulation of transcription by RNA polymerase II; anatomical structure development. The record is from RefSeq and is a predicted model, not a curated record. The coding region runs from base 37 to 960 and encodes 307 amino acids. Gene Ontology annotation, molecular function: RNA polymerase II cis-regulatory region sequence-specific DNA binding; DNA-binding transcription factor activity, RNA polymerase II-specific. NCBI's taxonomy places the organism in Eukaryota, Metazoa, Arthropoda, Insecta, Coleoptera, Chrysomelidae.